UUAAGGCCUAUGGUUUAUUUCAUUUGGGUUUCUCGUCUCUCUUGAUCAAAAUGGCAUUUCAGCAGAUACUAGCUUUUGGUCUUAUAAGUUGCUUUUUAGUUGGUGUUUUAGCUGACAAAAAUAAUUCGACUUCUUACCAUGUUGAACAACUACCUAAUUCACUCUCAAAAAUAGGUGAAGCUCCCCACUGGGAUAUUGCAACUCAGAGUUUGUACAUGGUUGACCUAACUGCUGGACAGCUGAAGCGAUUUGACUACAAUCUGAACAGGAUGUUCAAGUGUCAAAUUGAAAACGUGACAUCUGCUGCAUUUGUUAUUCCAAUCGAAGGUUGUCCCGAUAAGUUUGCUGUUGGAAUAUUACGUCAAGUAGCUAUCGUUAAAUGGAAUGGUAUUUCUGAAACAUGCAAAGUUGUAGGAAAUAUUGUUAAUGUUGAGCAAUCAGACUCAAAGUAUGACAAUAAUCGUUUUAACGAUGCUAAAUGCGAUCCCCGUGGUCGUCUUUUUGCUGGAACACAGCAUAGAACUGAAUUUGAAUUACGUACUGGACAUGUGUUCGAAAUUGUGAAGCCUAAUGCCACUGAAACUGUGCUGUCGAAUAUUGGAAUAGCAAACGGCAUGGCUUGGAAUGAGAAAGUUGCCGAGUUCUAUCAGAUUGAUUCUUUAGAUUUGAAUAUAAAAAAAUACGAUUAUGAUAUUAAUACAGGUGACAUUAAAAAUCCAAGAGUUAUUUAUCAAUUAAAUGGAACCGGAAUAGAUGUUAUUCCUGAUGGAUUAACAAUUGAUUCUGAAGGAUUUUUGUAUGUCGCUAUCAAGGGUGAUUCAGCUAUACUUAAAAUUGAUCCAAAGAACGGACAAGUUGUGCUUAGAAUUGAUAUACCCUAUAAAAAAGUUGCUUCUGUUGCGUUUGGCGGACGAAAUUUGACUACUCUCUUUGUAACAUCGGCAGCUUAUGAAUCAGCAUCUGGACCGACUUUUAAAGUAACUGGAUUGAACGCUACAGGUCUUCCAGUGAAAAAAUUUAGACUGCGAGGGAAGAGAUUCUUAAAUCGAGGGCAGUGUUAUUGAUUAAUAAGAGCUACAUGCUAAAUUUUUUUCGCAAAUUGUCCAGCUCCACUGUACUAUUAUAAAUCAUUUUUUAAAUAAACUUGGUGGGAAUAUACA
Episyrphus balteatus (marmalade hoverfly) is the source of this 1160-nucleotide messenger RNA. Its product is annotated as regucalcin-like. The record is from RefSeq and is a predicted model, not a curated record. Bases 51 to 1064 code for a protein of 337 amino acids. NCBI's taxonomy places the organism in Eukaryota, Metazoa, Arthropoda, Insecta, Diptera, Syrphidae. The transcript has 5 exons. Gene Ontology annotation, molecular function: calcium ion binding; gluconolactonase activity. Gene Ontology annotation, biological process: L-ascorbic acid biosynthetic process.